CUAAUUGAAUAGUUCAGGAAACAAGCUCGUUCGGCCAUCUUUGUCACAUGAACAAAAUUUCUCUCACAUGACCUGUUGUUUGGCCCCGUGAUCAAACCUUGUGAUUUCUUCCUGGCAAAUUCAAAUAGCGUAAAAACACAUGGAUAUAUUGGAACCAGGUUUGGAUUCAGGAAGUCAAGACAAGUCUCCUGAUCACUCACCUGGUACUAAUGACCAUCACGAAGAUGAUGGUGAGACGGAAGAGGGGGCAGCCACUGCUGGUCUUCAUGCUGCAAACCCAGGACUGGCGCUAGACCCUAACAUUCAAUACCAGUUCAGAGCAGAUACCUCACAGGGUGAUGGUCAAGUAACCUACAGAGUGGUGCAGGUUGCCCAGGGUGAUGGACAGGUAGCAGCCACCAGCACUGGCUUUCCUGCAGGCACUACUGUAGCACAGGCUGUAAUUCAGAGUCCAUUCAGCAAUGGGAGCCCAACACCAGAACAACAAGAGCGUCCAUUCACUUACUUCUCCCCCACAGUGGCAGGAGCAGGGGACCCAGGAACAGCUCAGGUACAGCUGGCCCCCACAGCAGUAGGGGAUGGUCAAGUGACACUAGGACAGGUUUCAGCACAGGGAGGUGAAGGUCAGUUCUAUGUUAUGAUGUCACCACAAGAUGUCCUUCAGGGUGGAGUUUCAAGAAAUAUCGCACCAAGGACAACAUUUUCUCCCAAAGCUGGUUCGGAAGGCAGAAAUACAAGAGAUGAAAGGAGAAGACAAACCCACAACGAAGUUGAGAGGCGGAGACGAGACAAGAUCAACAAUUGGAUUGUUCAGCUCUCAAAACUUGUCCCAGAUUGUACCAUGGACAGUACAAAAAGCGGGGCUCUAACAGCUAACAGUAAAGGAGGUGUAUUGGCAAAGGCAUGCGACUACAUCACAGAGCUUACCAAAGCUAAUGCUCGAAUGGCAGAGAGCUUAAAGGACACUGAACGUUUAUCUGUUGACUCUGAGUUGUUACGACAACAGUGUGAGGAAUUAAAACAAGAAAACAUGUUACUGCGACAACAACUACAGCAGCAUGGAAUUGUGGCGACAGAAAUUAACCAAUCAGGAACCUAAUAAUUAUUGAGUGUUUUGAUUCAUCGAAACUUCAGAGUUUUAUAUUAGUGAAGUUAAGUGUACAUUGUAUAAAGUGGUUUUACUUUGAAUUGACUAUUCUUACUUAUCUUGCAAACCUCGUAAACCAUAUGGAACUGCAGCCACCCAUGAUAUAUCGGAACAUUUGGUUCCGGAACUGAACUGAACAGAAAUGUUGAAUAACUGGUCUGUGUUCCGACCCGAGAGCCUAAUUCCGUGGAACAGAACAAAAUCGUGUAUCCGUGACACCUCUACUAGUUAUAGCUCUAGUCAUUAAAGUCAUCAUGGAUCCCCAAUAUAUUUGUUUAAUAUCAAAUACUAUCUCAAUGACUAAAUUGAGCAACUAAAGCUAUAAGCAAUUAUAAAAUGAAAACUUAAAUGAUUGUUCACCUGCCAACCAGUGUUAUUAUACCAUCAAUGGGAAAUUGAUGAAGAUAUCACCCAAGAUGGCUGGAGAUGACAAAUGAAAGACCGAUCAUUUUCCCUCAUUCCAUGGCAAUUGCUAGCAUUCUAAGCAAUCUGAGGUUAAGUUUGAGAAAUAUGCAUGAUUAUUGAUUAUGAGCAUCGAUAUGUAAUAUAGGGUGACUUUAUGGCAAUUGUUUCAAUGCAUCGUGGGUCUACUAGUAUGUACAUAUUGCUUAAGAACUUAGAACUACACUGUAGAGAAAUACAUGUAUAUCCAAUAAUAGCAUUAUAGUUAUAGUCAUACCUCGUGAUACAUUACCAUAAACCGUUGCAAAUUACAGAAUUUCUUUUUUAAAAAUCUUAACUUAUGAAUGCUUCUGGUAAUGUGUCAUGUGAGUUUUUAUUAAUUUUGAUAGCCUGUUUGUCUAUAGAUCCUUAUUGAAAGAACUGUACAAUGUUGAAACAGAAAUUGAGGGUUCAAGCAGGGUAGGCAUCUCUAUCAUAUCAUAUAAGAAAUUAUUAGUUUAUCCAUGGCAACAUUAUGAAAAGAUUAUUGAAUUUGAAAAUAAAAAAUCAAUUAAUAUUACUAUAUUAUUUAUAUCAAUAUUAAUCAUUGUCAUUAAGUAACAUUGUGUGAAUCAGCAUUAAAG
Molecule: messenger RNA, 2172 nt
Organism: Owenia fusiformis
Lineage: Eukaryota; Metazoa; Annelida; Polychaeta; Sabellida; Oweniidae
Source: the annotation of a GenBank genome assembly